AUGGCAACGGGGGCGGGUGUCAACGGGGUAACGGGGCCUAAAGGGGGAGUACAGGCCUUGAGGUGUCGCCAUGGCAACCGGGGGACGGGUGUCACCGGGCCUAAAGGUGGGGUACAGGCCUUGAGGCGUCGCCAUGGCAACGGGGGUUGCGGCCUGAGGCGUCGCCGUGGCAACGGGCCUGGAGGGGCCGCCAUGGUAACGGGGCCUGCGGGGCGGCCAUGGCGGCGGGGCCCGGUGCCCGCGGAAGGAGGCGGCGGCGGCAGACGCAGUCCCGGCCCCGGCCCCGCUUUAAUGGCGAGCACAGGCGGCCCGGCGGGACAGGGCGGGGCCUGGAGCCGCGCUCGGAGCACGGCCCGGCAGAGGCGGCUGCGAUGGGAGAGGCCGCAGCGGCAGCACCGGGUCGCGAGGGGCGCGGCGGCGAGGGCUGAGCCCGACCGGAGGCACCGAGGGAGCUCCGGGAGCGAGUCCCACACGGAGCUGUCGGAGCCGGUGGUGCUGCGGGGAGGAGGAGCGUGGUCAGCGGGCACCAACACCAGCACCAGCACCACCAGUACUGGCACCAUUGGCAGAAGUACCAGCAGCACCAAUACUGGCACCACCAGCACCAACACUGGCACCGGCACCAGCACCACUGGCAGCAGUACCAGCACCAUCACCAACACUAGCACCACCGGCACCAGAACCACUGGCAGCAGCACCAACACCAUCACCACUGGCAGCAGUACCAGCACCAUCACCAGCACCACUGGCAGCAGUACCAGCACCAACACCGGCAGCAGUACCAGCACCAACACCAGCACCACCAUCACCACUGGCAGCAGUACCAGCACCAUCACCAGCACCACUGGCAGCAGUACCAGCACCAACACCAGCACCACCAUCACCACUGGCAGCAGUACCAGCACCAUCACCAGCACCACUGGCAGCAGUACCAGCACCAACACCAUCACCACUGGCAGCAGUACCAGCACCAUCACCAGCACCACUGGCAGCAGUACCAGCACCAACACCAUCACCACUGGCAGCAGUACCAGCACCAUCACCAGCACCACUGGCAGCAGUACCAGCACCAUCACCAGCACCACUGGCAGCAGUACCAGCACCAUCACCAGCACCACUGGCAGCAGUACCAGCACCAUCACCAGCACCACUGGCAGCAGUACCAGCACCAACACCAGCACCACCAGCACCAUCACCAACACCACUGACAGCAGUACCAGCACCAACACUAGCACCACUGGCACUGGCACCAGCACCAUCACCACCACCACCGGCACCAGCCCCACUGGCACCAGCACCACUGACAGCAGUACCAGCACCGUCACCAACACCAGCAGCACCGGCUCCAUCACCAGUGGCAGCACCAGCCGGCCCAGC
Molecule: messenger RNA, 1377 nt
Organism: Pezoporus occidentalis (night parrot)
Lineage: Eukaryota; Metazoa; Chordata; Aves; Psittaciformes; Psittacidae
Product: mucin-22-like
Exons: 2
Source: RefSeq, a predicted model, not a curated record